Molecule: messenger RNA, 2298 nt
Organism: Populus euphratica (Euphrates poplar)
Lineage: Eukaryota; Viridiplantae; Streptophyta; Magnoliopsida; Malpighiales; Salicaceae
Exons: 5
Coding region: 634-1950 (438 amino acids)
Source: RefSeq, a predicted model, not a curated record
UCUCUCGAUCACGUCGGUUUCGGUUUUUUCAUCACUUGCGAUUUUGACCAUUUAGUGCUGUUUUUUAGGACCUAAAAUCGGAUCCUUUUUUUAGAAAAAUUAUCACGAGUGAUUAUUUUUUGUGGUUUCUAUUUUUGGAUUUUUUAAAAAAAACUCUUGUGGAUUUAGAGCGGAGACACCUUAGUUUCCUAAUUAGUUUGCUGGUUUAAUUUAUUUGCUCCUAUAAAUUUCCUUGAUUGUUUUUUUUAUAUAUAUAUAUAUAUUUUUCGAAAAUCAGCUGGUGUGAACUGAAUUAUUGGUAAUUAGCUCACUAUUGACUACUGCUUUUUCAAAAAAGUUAACUUGACUUGGAAUUCUCUUAAUUGCUUUCUCAAGACCCUUAAAUCUUCUCCUUGUUUUAUUGUUAUUUUUUUAUUGAAUUAGUUUUAUUUUUCUCGUGUGUGCUGAAAAUUAUCUUGUUUUUGCAUAUUUGGUGGUGGAAAUGAGUUGGAAACCCAAUUCUGAGCGGAAGAAAUGUAUUUGUACCUGGGAAUUUUCCAUUGGUAGUGAAAUUUGAGUUGUGUUUGGACGGUGGAGCAUGUGAGUGGAGAUUUUGGGUUGGUGUUAGAAUCUGGAGGCACUUUGUGUUUGAGCAUGGGGAGUGCUUGCUGUGUUGCUGCGAGAGAUAAAAAUAUAGUGAGUGGACCAGGUGGUGAAAUCUUGCAUAGAAAUAUUCGGUAUUCGCCAACUUGGAGCUUUAGAUGGGAUAAUCGAGGGCGAGUAGCAGGGGAAGAUACAUCGAUAAGUUGGUUUUCUGAUGGAAUUAGCAGAAAUGAUGGAUCAGAUAUCAAAUAUGAAUCAACCUAUACAUCGGAGGAUGGAAGCCCAACGGAGAGCUUCCAGAGACAUACGUGGCAGAAGUCCCCGACAUCUGAAGGAACCGCAGCUCAUGCGAGGACUCCUGCUUCAGAUCAAUCUCUCCCAAGGAAUAUCUCAAUGGAAACGAGUUUGGAACAGGUGAAGGAGUCAACAGAAUCCAUGGCGGUUCUGAAUCCAUCUCCUGAGAAAAUCUCACUGUCAUUGCCCUCUGCUUCAUCCUUAUCAACAUCUCCACUUCCCCCCCGAAGUCAUUUACAUCCUGCCAGCCCAACAACAUCAAGGUGGCUACAGCGCUCUCCGAGACAUCAGCUAACAAAGCCAUUAUCUGAUGCCCGAAUCCCAGGAUUGAGGUCAUCAAAGAGCAUCCCAGGUUCUGAAGAGAGGCCUCCUGUUUCUUCAUGGAGCAAUGAAUCAACUCAGGGAUGCCAUGGUGAGUCUUCAGAUGGCUGGUCUAUGCAUGCAUUUUCUGAGCUCAUGGCUACUUCUAAUAGAGAAAGGUGGUCUUUUGAUAACGAGUGCUCGGGGUUUAAUCAUGAGAAGACCGGAUCCAGUGGUCGAAGCUCAGCUUUUACUUCUGUUGAUUUUCAAACGUGUGGGAUCUGCUCAAAGCUAUUGACUGAUAAAUCUUUGUGGGGCAGCCAGAAGCUCAUUGCUACUAAUGAGCUCUCCGUUGUUGCAGUUUUAAUUUGUGGUCACACUUAUCAUGCUGAGUGUUUGGAAGCUCUGACUCCUGAAAUUGACAAGUAUGAUCCUGCAUGCCCAUUUUGUACCUUGGGAGAGAAGCAGGCCUUUAAGCUGUCUCAAAAAGCUUUAAAAACAGAAAUGGAGUUGAAGGCUAGAAACAAGAAAUUGAGGAGCCGGGUGGUAGAUAGUGAUCUUGAUGGUGAUUUGGCAAUGUUUGAUCGCUUUAAAGAUGGUGGAAAUGAAGGAAAGGGUCCAAAGAUGGGCUUAAGUUCCAGCAUGAAAAGUUCCUUGGCAAAGCCUUUCUUGAGGCGGCAUUUUUCAUUUGGAUCCAAAGCGAGUAGAUGCUCUACUGAGAAUCACUCAACCAGAAAGAAAGGUUUCUUCUGGACAAGAUCUCUGAGGGGUUGAUGUUCGUCUCAGCUGUGAAGUGAUUCCAGUGCUGACCAUCUCUGCGUUGUCAAAAAAGGAUUGUUGGGGCAGCGGGAAGUUUUCCUCUAAGAAUUCGUUUUGGAACAUCUCCAUCUCCAUCUGCAUACACAUUUACACUUUUUCAAACUGGCCCACAGGAUUAGUUUGUGGAGCGAUACUGUAAAGAAGUAAAUGAACUUAUAGAAUUCCUAUAUGAUUAUGAAAAGAUUAGUAGAAUUAAAAUGUAUCACAAGAUUGGUGAUCCUAUUGGUGUUUUGUACAGAUCAAUUUGUUUCUUGCUUGGACACAGUUCAUGAACUGAUUCAAAUCAAUGAGGUAUGGAUAAAA